Tympanuchus pallidicinctus (lesser prairie-chicken) is the source of this 1339-nucleotide messenger RNA. RefSeq names its product HLA class II histocompatibility antigen, DM beta chain-like. Gene Ontology annotation, cellular component: MHC class II protein complex; membrane. Bases 16 to 1173 code for a protein of 385 amino acids. The transcript has 4 exons. Gene Ontology annotation, molecular function: MHC class II protein complex binding. The record is from RefSeq and is a predicted model, not a curated record. NCBI's taxonomy places the organism in Eukaryota, Metazoa, Chordata, Aves, Galliformes, Phasianidae. Gene Ontology annotation, biological process: immunoglobulin production involved in immunoglobulin-mediated immune response; immune response; peptide antigen assembly with MHC class II protein complex.
GGGGGGACGGGGGGGAUGAAGGCUGCAGUGCUCGCCAUGGGGCCGACGGGUUUCGGGGUGCUGGGGGCGAUGGGGCUGGCGCUGAGCUGCGGGGCAGCAGGCGCCUUCGUGGUGCACGUGGCCAGCUCCUGCCCGCUGACAGCCAACGGCUCCCUGGGGGGCUUCGACCUCACCGUGGCCUUCAACAAGAACCCCCUGGUGUGCUACGACCCCGACGCCCACAUCUUCUACCCCUGUGACGGGGGGCUGCUACACGGCGUUGCCACUUUUGUCGCCUUCAUCCUAAAUUAUAAUGCCACGUGGGUGCAGCGUGCAGAGGCGCGCAGACAGGCGUGCACUGAGCUGGCUGCACAGUUCUGGGCACAGACUGCACUGCGGAGGACACCACCCCAGGUCCGCAUCGUCCCCAUCCGCAUCUCCAACGACCCCGACACCGUCCGCCUCAUCUGCCACGUCUGGGGCUUCUUCCCACCCGCAGUGACCAUCCAGUGGCUGCAAAACGGCCUCGUGUUGGCCUCGGAUGACACCGAACUGCUGCCCAACGGCGACUGGACCUACAGGACACAGACAACGCUGAGGGCCAGCACUGCGGCAGGGAGCACCUACACAUGCUCAGUGUGGCACUCCAGCCUGGAGCAGCCGCUGCAGGUGGACUGGAGUCCCAAUUUGUCUCCGGGAAUGAUGGCGCAGGUGGCAGUGGCGGCCAUGGCGCUGACCUUGGGGUUGGUGGCAUUCAGCGCUGGGGUUUUCAGCUUCUGUCAGCGGCCACAGGGUGACGGAUGGGGACACAGUGCUGGGGAUGUGUGUGACACCAAGGCUCUGUUGUCCAGCGUGGGGUGUCCCUCCUCAUUCAUCAUCUUCUGUGUGGCAGGUCCUGAUGCUGGUUCCAGUCCCCAUCCUGAUGCGGGUUCUGAUUCCAGUCCUGGUCCUCAAAAUGAUCCCCGUCCAAGUUCUGGUCCCCAUCCUGGUCCUGGUCCUCAUUCUGGUUCUGGUCCCCAUCCCGGUCCUGGUCCUCAUUCUGGUUCUGGUCCCCAUCCUGGUCCUGGUCCUCAUUCUGGUUCUGGUCCCAGUCCUGGUCCUGGUCCUCAUUCUGCUUCUGACCCCCACCCCGGUCCUGGUCCCCAUCCCAGUCCUGGUCCCGGUCCUGGCUCUACUCCUGGUCCCUAUCCCUGACCCUGGUCCAGGUUCCCAUCCCGAUGCCAGUCCCAGUCGUGGUCCCCAUCCUGGUCCUGUUCCCCAGUUUGGGACCUCAAUGACCGGAACUCCCAUGUCCCAGCAUGGGGACCCCCAAUUUGGGGUGAGGGGUUCUCACCCCCCAAUAAAACCAUCUGCAACCCCA